Messenger RNA from Lagopus muta (rock ptarmigan), 1816 nucleotides. RefSeq names its product serpin family C member 1 (gene SERPINC1). Gene Ontology annotation, biological process: regulation of blood coagulation. The record is from RefSeq and is a predicted model, not a curated record. The coding region runs from base 116 to 1483 and encodes 455 amino acids. The transcript is spliced from 7 exons. Gene Ontology annotation, molecular function: serine-type endopeptidase inhibitor activity. Lineage: Eukaryota; Metazoa; Chordata; Aves; Galliformes; Phasianidae.
GCUGCUGGAGCCCAGUGUGGAGCUGCUCUGGGAGCCUAGGGCUUGAGCACUGCCUGUCCUCCUGGGGAUCUGCAUUUACAUCCAGAACACAGGAGGCUGGAGGCACCAGGCCGGGAUGAUGCAUCUCUUCAUGGUGUGUCUCUUUGGCCUCUGGGGCAUGGCUGCUCCUGUACACUAUGCCGUGGAAGACAUUUGCACUGCGAAGCCCCGCGACAUCCCAGUGAACCCCAUCUGCAUCUACCGCAACCCUGAGAAGAAGCCCCAGGAAAGCGAGGUGCUGGAGCCGGGGAAGAAGGGCAGGAUCCCAGAGUUCACCAACCCCCGUGUCUGGGAGCUGUCCAGAGCCAACUCGCGCUUCGCCGUCGUCUUCUACAAGCACCUGGCCGACUCCAAGGACAACGAGGAGAACAUCUUCCUGUCUCCCCUCAGCAUUUCCACAGCCUUCGCCAUGACCAAGCUCGGGGCGUGCGGUGACACCCUGCAGCAGCUCAUGGAGGUCUUCCAGUUUGACACUAUUUCAGAGAAGACGUCUGACCAGGUCCACUUCUUCUUUGCCAAGCUCAACUGCCGUCUUUACAAGAAAGCCAACAAGUCAUCAGAGCUAGUAUCAGCAAACCGUCUCUUUGGAGAGAAAUCCUUGGUCUUCAAUGAGACUUACCAGAACAUUAGUGAAAUAGUUUACGGAGCCAAACUCUGGCCGUUGAACUUCAAAGAGAAGCCAGAGCUUUCCAGGCAGAUCAUAAACGAGUGGGUAGCCAAUAAGACAGAGAGGCGCAUUACAGAAGUGAUCCCAGAAAAAGGUAUCGAUGAGCUCACUGUCUUGGUCCUGGUCAACACCAUUUAUUUUAAGGGGCACUGGAAGUCACAGUUCCCAGCUCCAAACACGAGACUGGAUUUAUUUCACAAAGCCAACGGUGAGACCUGCAAAGUCCCCAUCAUGUACCAGGAGUCCAGGUUCCGCCAUGCGUUCAUCCAGGAGGACAAAGUCCAGGUGCUGGAGCUGCCUUACAAAGGGGACGACAUCACCAUGGUGCUGGUUUUGCCCAAAGCUGGCACGCCGCUGGUGGAGGUGGAGCGGGACCUGACAUCGGACAAGCUGCAGGACUGGAUCAACUCUAUGAGGGAGGUCUCCCUUACUGUGUCCCUGCCACGCUUCCGCAUCGAGGACAGCUUCAGCGUCAAGGAGAAACUGAGAAAAAUGGGGCUGGAAGAUCUCUUCAGUCCAGAAAACGCCAAGCUGCCAGGUAUAGUUGCAGAGGGCCGUACAGACCUGUAUGUAUCUGAGGCUUUCCACAAAGCCUUCAUUGAGGUGAAUGAAGAAGGCAGUGAGGCGUCAGCAGCGACAUCUGUUCUUAUCUCUGGCCGUUCCUUCCCCAUGAACAGAAUUAUCUUUGAGGCCAACAGGCCCUUCUUGCUCUUCAUCCGGGAAGCCGCCCUCAACACCAUUAUAUUCAUGGGCAGAAUAUCUGAUCCUUGCUCCUAAAGGCUGUCCGAGCCUCACCUCUCCCCUCCCUGCCCCUGGGAAAGGGAUGGUAGGACACUGCCAUGCAACCCAGGUUGUGCUGGGGUGGCUGUAUUACUGUUUGGUGCCAGCUGCAGGGAGGGGCUGUCCUUCUCCCGCUCCAACCCUCGUUCAAAGGAAGCUGAUUUAUUUUUUUUCUUAAAUAAUGGCACUGGUAUUUUCAUGGCAGCCAUUCCAGUAUCACUGGCAUUCUUGCAUCCGACCCCUCCUCCCUCUCAGGCAUCAAACUGUAACUGAUCCUCCAGUACGUUAAGGCCUAUAGAUCUGUAUGGAAUAAACUCAUCUCUGAACGGA